GGGGGUGUACGGACGAUGAGAUAGGCAAGCGAAAAAGCUCGCAAGUUCCGAGGAGUUUGCUCGUUGGCAGCAGUAGCAGUAGCAGUAGCAGCAGCACCAGCAGCAGCAGCAGUCCUGGCCUGCCACAAUCCUUUCGAUACGGUCAUCGUUAUCCGGCAACAGGGAGGAAGGGAUACACUACAGUCGACAAUAAUUAAAUGUAGAUAAGCCUUAACGCGUAAGGCGCAUUCAAAGAAAAAUCAUCGGAUGGAAGAAUAACGAGUAGAGAUGCAUUGCUGUGGCGUUGGAGGUGGCGCUUCCACGGCACCUCAGGCUCCGCAGCUGCAGGCUACCGGAUCUGCUGUCGGGGCUACCACCUCCACGAUCAUGCAGGACCCAGUUCUCGAGUCCAUCCUCGAGCAAAUGCGAGACACCGAAGCUCGGAGGACAGAUUUGGAACGACAACACGCGGAAGCACAGAAUCAGUUACGUGAGAAGAUAGCAGGUCGAUACCAAGGACCAGAAUCAGUCGAAGCCCUACAAUCGAAAAUCAGAGAAUUGGAGAAAAAAACCGAAUUGCAGAUGGUCAAACAUGAGGAAUUAUCGCUGGAACUGACGAGUUUAAGAAGGGCUCGAAGUCGUGGCCCAGCGGUUGGUCACGUUACAUCCGCAAUACCCACAUCCACUUGGCCUCCGGCUGGCUCUGAAAUUGAUAGAAUUAUUGCAAAGAUUGAACAAGACAGUAGCAGUGCCGGCAGAAUGUUACACGACUUGGACCAUGCUCGAGGAAAUAUAACUACACAGCAACCUUCGGCCACGCAAAGUAUUCUUCGAUCCAGUUCGGAGAACCUUCCUAAUUUGGGCCAACAUCAGCACCCUCCUCAUCCACAUGCUCUUAAUUUGGGGAUGCCCACGCAAAUGAGCCAUUACGCAGGAUCGCCCAUGCCAUUGACGCCAAUGAUGCCUGGUUGUCCGCCGUUGACGCCAAACGGGCCACCGUAUCAUUAUAGCGAACCAAUACCUCCAGCACCAUCUCUCUCUACUAGUCAGUCGCAACCUGCUUUUCAACAAAAGCUCCAGCAAUAUCAACAACAGCAACAACAACAAACGGAUUUGUCGAGUUCUCAUUCUCAGGGAGCCUUGCCCUCCCAACAAAAGCAACAAGCGCACACACACUUUACAAGUAAUCAGUAUCAAGAGAGUUACCCGCAUACGCAAACUUAUCAGCAACCGCUUCAACAGCAACAACACCCGAGCUCGACUUCGUACCUGACAGCGUCGAAUCAAAGUGUGAUACCUCAUUAUACGCAGCCAACUCAAACUGCGCAAAGUUAUCAAUUAAAUGGCAGUCAGCAUGGUUCUCAACAGAGGAACUUUUUAUACGAUUGUCAACAGUCCACGACAUACCCUAAUCUAUCAAUGUCGACGCAUCCUAAUGGGACGUACAGUUCAGGAGCUUCUUACAACCCUCAACUGUCUCACCUUAAUUAUUCGGUUCCGCCGUCGAAUAUCACGCAAACGACCUUAUCAACGUUGACACCAUAUUCGACGGCAUCCUUCCAUUCAACGUUAGGGCCGCUUACGAGCGUUCCUCAAACCGUUCUUCCUUUCUCGAGCGUUCAAAGCACCUAUGCUACAAGCGGCUCGACUUAUUCCACUGUCGGGACCAAUGCUUUCGGCACCUCGGGCGUCGGCUCGGGACGUUUUAUGCGAUUUCUCAUAGGCACUACAUCAGGAAGCUUGUUACAAGCAAUAGGAGAUCCUUUACAAGCGAUGCAACAACUUUCUGCUCAAUCGCAAGCCAAUCAAUUGCAACAACAAGCGAUUAUUCAACAAAUACAACAAAGUUUGCGAGCUAGUUCGCCAACGGCGACAGGCACAACGGGUCACCAUUUUCUUGGUCCAAGACAAAUGCCAAAAAUCCCUACUAGUAUACUUACUAAUCCUUUAGAUAGAUUGACCAAUGAAAAUAUAGUAUCUGAAGGUCAAGUCGACAUGUUGGAUAUACCUGGCAAGGGUAGAUGUUACGUUUACAUAGCUCGCUUCACUUACGAGCCCUUUCAGCAUUCGCCUAAUGAAAAUCCAGAAGCUGAGUUACCCGUACAGGGCGGGGAUUACCUUCUUGUUUGGGGUCAACCAGACGAGGAUGGUUUCCUUGACGCUGAAUCUCUCGAUGGAAGGCGUGGUCUCGUACCUGCUAACUUUGUACAAAAGUUAAUCGGUGAAGAUCUGUUGGAAUUUCAUCAAGCUGUCCUCGGCCUUAGAGACGUCGAUGAUUCUGCUUCAACGAAUAUUCCACAAGUGAGCAAUUGCUAUCUGCAGGACAUCGAUCUAGAAUUAGCAGCUUUAGAAGAGGGAAAUCGAAAUCGACAAGCUGAGUUAUCUGCUUACGCUGAAUUAGACAAUAUUGCGGAAGAUGACGAACAAGAACCACCAGAAGUCUACCUGUUUUCGGACCUAGUUCCGGCGCCGCAGCACCUCACUCUCGAACGACAACUCAACAAGAGUGUCCUGAUUGGGUGGACCGCUCCUGAAAAUCCUCAUCAACUAGAAUCCUAUCAUGUCUACGUGGAUGGUGUACUGAAGGUUACCGUCAAAGCUACGGAAAGAACGAGGGCAUUGGUCGAAGGAGUUGAUUCUACUAGGCCCCACAGAAUAAGCGUACGAUCGGUGACGCAUUCGAGAAGAACAUCAAGGGACGCAGCUUGUACAAUGGUGAUCGGCAAAGAUAUUGCUUUGGGUCCAACUGCCGUAAAAGCAUCCAACGUGACAGCAACCAGCGCCGUGAUAUCAUGGUUGCCAAGUAAUAGUAAUCAUCAACACGUAGUUUGCGUGAAUAACGUCGAAGUCAGGACCGUGAAGCCAGGAGUUUACAGACAUACGAUCACCGGUUUGGCACCCUCGACGAUCUAUAGGGUAACGGUGAAAGCGAAAAAUUUAAGAGCAACGCAUUUUGAGGAUCAAAAUGCACAAGCGGUAAACAAUUUUGCCUGUCAUGUCCACUUUAAGACAUUGCCCAAAGGAUUGCCAGAUCCUCCGGUCGAUAUCCAGGUGGAGGCUGGACCGCAGGACGGCACUUUGCUAGUGACCUGGCAGCCUGUUGCCCUAAACGGUUCGGCCGUCACCGGUUACGCGGUGUAUGCCGAUGGAAAAAAAGUCACCGACGUUGACAGUCCCACCGGUGAUCACGCUUUGGUCGACAUACACAAACUUAUGGGCCUGAAUCCAAAACACAUAACAGUCCGUACGAAGAGUAGGGAGAGUCAAUCGGGUGACAGUUGUGCUACAGCGAUACCUUGCAGCGUUCUUCGAAGUGGUACGAGUACUCAUUUGCAACACGGUGCUCCACACAUGCUCGAUCAAGGCCAACAACAACAACAACAAUCGAGCGUUAUACAACAGGACGAUCCGAACCGUCAUCGUAUGGCAGCUCAGCGAUAUCCUACUGCACCUGUUCCAUCGCACAUGAGAAGACAAGGUACCAGAGUCGAUGCGCAUGGUCAAGUAAUCAUUGAAACAGAUGAAAACCUCUCCGACAAGGAAAUAUUUCCAGGACAGAGCAUCUCUCAAAUGGCUGUUCCAGAAAUCACGAAGGAUUCUGCCAGCGAAGCCAACUAUAGCGAAGAGGAUGAUCCAUCCCGAAGAGGUCGUGGAAUGUCACCUCAUCAUCAUCGAUACGGUCCUCAAGGCCCUCAAGGACCACCUGGAGCAUAUAGAUCGGUUAGAAUGGGAGGACCUGGUAGACCUCAGGAUGCUUAUUACGAUCAAACAGGUAAUCAAAGGAUGAGAGGACCUAUGUAUGGAGCUAGAGUAAAUCAAGCUCAAGGUGGCAACGUUCAUCCAGCAAGUGGCGUUCAACAAAUGAAUAAAAGGGCACGCCGAUUCAUCGCAUUGUUCGAUUACGAUCCAACUACUAUGUCACCAAAUCCUAACGCUUGCGAGGAAGAAUUACAAUUCUCCGAAGGAGACACCAUCAAGGUAUAUGGUGAAAAGGAUGCCGAUGGUUUUUAUUGGGGCGAAUGUCGUGGUAGACGAGGAUACGUGCCGCAUAAUAUGGUUGAGGAAUUAAAAGAUCAAAAUCAAGGUGGUCAAGGACAACCUAAUAGACGAGGUCCUGCAUCCAAUGAAAGAUGGGGGGAUAUUUAUGCGAGUAUGCCUAUGAAGAAAAUGAUAGCGAUGUACGAUUAUAAUCCACAGGAACUCUCACCUAAUCCGGAUGCGCAAGUCGAAUUACCGUUCCAUGCGGGUAAUGAAAUUUGUGUUUAUGGUGAAAUGGACUCCGAUGGAUUUUACAUGGGUGAACUUAACGGAGUUCGCGGUUUAGUGCCAAGUAAUUUCCUCAUAGAAGCAUCUAACCAGGGUCAACCUUCUCAAGGAGGUAGAAGGCCACCGGGACAAAGUCAAGGACCCGGUGCGAGGGGUCCACCACCCCCACCACGAGAACCUCCGCCAACUGGGCACCGUCGUAGUAAAGAUGCCUGCAUUGUGCCUGUGUCUGUCCCUGUCUGUCACUUAGACUCUAGACAACAACAACAACAACAACAACAACCACUAAUGAACAACCAACAACAUCAACUACAACAAAACAAUCCACCGCAUCUAGCGUACCAACAAGCGAAUCACCAUAGCUAUACGACUGUAACCACGUCUAAUCAGCAUGGGCCCAGUCACUUGCCUUCCGGCGGUGGUGUCAUGGGUGCCCACCAGCAAGGGCCCCUUCCACCCCACCUUCAACAACAGGGGAAGGGGAGGGGAGGCGUGGGCAAUCGAGCCGCUGGUAGUAACUUGCCAGGUGGUAUGCAGGCUCCGGGACAACACAUGCAACCGCAACAGCAGCUCGAUUAUCAAGGUCAGCAGCAACAAAAUCAACCGUAUCAACAACAGCCGAAUCAACAGAAUCAGAAUUAUCAGCAAUCAAACCAGGGAUACCCGCAACAAGGACAACAGGGCUUUGGACAGCAAGCUGGACAACAGUAUCAACAACCGCAACAACAACAACAGGGACAGCAUCAACAGCAGCAGCAGCAGCAGGUGCAACAAUCGAAUCAAGGAUAUGGUCAACAAAACCAAGGACCAUCGAUGCAGAGUUCACAGCCAAGCAGCAAACCUAUGAGGGGUAUACCCGCUGUCCUUCCAACUGCUCAAAGCAAAACUACACCGAACACUACACAAGGCCAACAACAACAGCAACAGCCACAACAGCAGCAGAGUACGGGUCCGAAUCUAAUGCAAAAAUUUACAGAAAUGGCAGGUGCCAGUGCAGGCGGAGACAUUCUCUCGAAGGGCAAAGAGCUUAUCUUUAUGAAGUUUGGCUUGGGCAAGUGAGCUAUUGCCUUUACUACAUCGCCGAUAUUAAAAAUACAUCUUUUCUUUUUCUUCCUCUCCGCUUACGAUAUUUUGACGCGGAUUCCGACGACGUAUCGAUAACGAGCUCCGCGAUCAGAACGUUCGAAUGUAACGUUAUUACGACCGAUCGUACGUACGAGUGCAGGAUAAAAGGAUAAAAUAUGAUAAAAGGUUUAAGGGAUAUAUAUAUAUAUAUAUAUAUAUAUAUAUAUAUACAUACAUACAUACAUACAUAUAUAUAUAUAUAUAUAUAUAUAUAUAUAUAUAGAGAGAGAGAGAGAGAGAGAGAGAGAAAAUCGAGGAUGAUUCGCUGAUUCCUUCGUCAAGUUCGAUGAACUUCGAUGUGUCCUGCCAUCGCUGCCGCUGCUGUUGGUGCUGGUGCUGGUGCCAUUACCGCCGCUGCCGCCAUUGCCAUCGCUAUGCAAUCGCUGCUAGAAUUCGCUGGAAGCAUAUAAACGCAGGCAGGUAAUCGAUCGUAAAAUCUUUUGGGAAACAUCUUCUAACUCGUCUAUCAUUUCACGUUGGAAAAAGAGAUAGAGAGAGAAAAAGGGAGAGAGAGAGAGAGAGAGAGAGAGAGAGAGAGAGAAAGAGAUGGGAAAGACGAAGGAUCGGCUUUGUUGCCGAUGUUAUUAUAGAGGGAAAGAAAACCGAUAGAAUUUUUUUAAGAUCACCCUGAUAUAAUAAAAAUAAUAAUAAUAAUAAUAAUAAUAAUAAUAAUAAUAAUAAUAAUAAUAAUAAUAAUAAUAAAAAUGACAACGGUAAGAAAGUAAAAGAGUUCUCGCGACGUUGACGCAAAAACCAUGCGAGAUCUAUCUCCUUAAGAAGAAAAUAAUUAAAAGAUAAAGAAGAAGAAGAAGAAGAAAAAAAAAUAAAGAACAGAGACAGAAACUAAACAAUGUUAUUCCGAAUAUACUUAUUUACGUUUCGAGGAGAUACGAGAAAUGGGAAUUUGCAAAAGCGGAAGACACAUAUAUAGUAAGGUUCCUCCGAAAAUCUUAAUAUAUCCUCUUCUAAUUCUUCUACGCGAAAGCUGGAACUUCUUCGCAGGUGCUAAUACAAUCGACGAGAGUAUUAUCUUGAUGUUCCAAUGUACGUGAGCAAUGCAGAUUCAAUUUAGAGAAAAAAAAAAAGAAAAAAAAAGUAUAUUUCCUUCAAUAUUGUAUAAUAUAUUCGCGAACGAAUAUACAUAAAUGUUGGCCGAUUAUAAAAAUGUUAUCGCGUCCAGACCAAAGUACAUCACCAACGCGUGUUGCAUGUUUUUCGUACCUGUUGCCGUACCUUCCAAACGGUGUGGACGAUCCACCUCAUUUCGAAGUUCUUUCUGUUAAUAACUAUGUUGGCUUUUUCCUUGUAAUAAUUGACAUAAUGCAAGUCCUCGUUGAGAAUCGAAUGUGUCUUUCAUUUCGUCCACGUAUACACGAGACAAAGAGAGAUAAAGAAAAAGAGAGAAAGAGAGAGAAAGAGAAAGAGAAAGAGAAAGAGAGAGAGAGAGACGUGGACAAACGCAAUUGAUUCGUUUCUCGUGUUACGAUGGAAAUAAGAAAAGAAAAGAAAAGAAAAGAAAAAAGUAAAAAAAAAAAAAAACAAGAAAAAAUGCAUUAACAGAAUCAGG
Molecule: messenger RNA, 6937 nt
Organism: Vespula vulgaris
Lineage: Eukaryota; Metazoa; Arthropoda; Insecta; Hymenoptera; Vespidae
Gene: Rbp
Product: RIMS-binding protein 2
Exons: 18
Coding region: 268-5304 (1678 amino acids)
Biological process (GO): neuromuscular synaptic transmission
Molecular function (GO): protein binding
Source: RefSeq, a predicted model, not a curated record